AUGGCCGUGUCAGUUCUAGUGGUGAGAAUGUCGACCGCUUCCAAUAGCGAUAAGCCCCCCUUGCAAAUCACACUUUGGGGCAUGCGUGAGGCAGAAGACACAGUAAGCUGGCGGCGUGUCUUCGGAGAGGUGGUCCUCGUCUCUCCACUGCAGUCGUUUUGGCGCUCUGGGUCCCGUGUUGGAACGCCGGGUCGAGACUCGCACGUGCGGAACUGGCCCAACGAUCUGCUUACUGCGCGGCCUUUGCAGGAUCCGUCUCACGUUUCAACCGUACAUUUGGAGAUCUGUACUGGUAUCGACAGUGAACAGGUCGCGCAGAUUUCGCAGCGGCUCAAUUUCCGCGGCAUUGGGACCAAGUCCCCGACUGCUCAUUGCCGAAGACAUGCCGAAGACCCAGACCACGAUGUCAAUUUGUCAACGCGAGGAUGGAGAGAGCCCAGUACUAGUGCCGAGGAACAGAGAUGGUAG
Messenger RNA from Postia placenta MAD-698-R-SB12, 468 nucleotides. RefSeq lists its product as hypothetical. The record is from RefSeq and is a predicted model, not a curated record. The coding region runs from base 1 to 468 and encodes 155 amino acids. NCBI's taxonomy places the organism in Eukaryota, Fungi, Basidiomycota, Agaricomycetes, Polyporales, Adustoporiaceae. The transcript is spliced from 5 exons.